GCACACCCCAUUCUGAUGGUGUCACGCUGUUCCGUGUACCGUCACAAUGGAUUGAGGAAAAGGAGAAUAGCAGCAGCCAAUCAGAAUGCUCGAUCGGAGGCUGCUUCGCCUCUGGUCCUCCCUCCCUCCUUUCUUCACUCAGCUCCCAGAGAUGACCUGCAGAGGAGGAGGAGGGAGGAGGGGGAGGGCUCAAACCUGCGGCGGGUCGAAGUGAUAAAUACGCGGGAGAUUGGGGUGUCCGCAAGCAUGUCCUCUGCGGUGGGGGCCCAGGCUCCGGUCCCCGAGGGCUCCCCUGGCUCUCCACGGCUGCUCCUGGAGCCGCUCGGCUGUGCGCUGCUGCUGCCGCCUCUGCUGCUGCUGCUGCUCCUGGCUCUGGCCUGGGGGCUUCUGCUAGUUCGCCGGCGCGGGGUGCCCCCGGGUCCCCGGCCUUGGCCGCUGGUGGGGAACCUGGGCUUCAUGCUGCUGCCUGCGGUGUUCAAGAGGUGCAUCUGGUCGCUGCUGCGGCUGCAACGCUGCGCCCCCAGGCCCCGGGACCCUAGCCGGUACAGCUCGCAGGUGGUCCUGGAGUAUCUGUCCCGACUGUAUGGCCCCAUCUUCAGCUUCUACCUGGGACCCUACCUGGUGGUGGUCCUCAGCGACUUCCAUAGCGUGCGCGAGGCGCUUGUACAGCAAGGCGAGGUGUUCAGCGACCGGCCCCGGUUGCCACUCAUCUCUGUCUUUACCAAGGAGAAGGGCAUCGUGUUUGCACAUUAUGGUCCAAUCUGGCGACAACAGCGGAAGUUCUCCCACUCAACCCUUCGUCAUUUUGGACUGGGAAAGCUCAGCCUGGAGCCCAAAAUUAUUGAGGAGUUUAAGUAUGUCAAGGAGGAAAUUCAGAAACAUGGAGGAAACCCCUUCAGCCCUUUCCCCAUCAUCAGCAAUGCCGUCUCCAACAUCAUCUGUUCCCUUUGCUUUGGCCAGCGCUUCGAAUACAACAACAGUGACUUUAAGAAGAUGCUGCACCUCAUGUCUCGAGGGUUAGAAAUAAGCGUCAGUUACCAGAUGAUGCUCAUCAACAUAUGCUCUUGGUUUUACUACCUUCCCUUUGGGCUCUUCAAGGAAAUAAGACAAAUUGAAAAGGAUCUAACCGUUUUCCUGAAAGGAAUCAUCAGAGAACAUCGGGAGACCUUGGACGUGGAGAAUCCCCAGGACUUCAUCGACAUGUACCUUCUCCAUAUGGAAGAGGAGAUGAAGAGUAACAGCAACACUAGUUUUGAUGAGGACUACUUAUUUUAUAUCAUUGGAGAUCUCUUCAUUGCUGGCACUGAUACUACAACCAACACUUUACUCUGGUGCCUUCUAUACAUGUCAUUGAAUCCUGAGGUGCAAGAAAAAGUCCAAAAAGAAAUCGAAAAGGUCAUUGGUCCCGAUAGAGCUCCGUCCCUUACCGACAAGGUCCACAUGCCCUACACAGAAGCCACUAUCAUGGAGGUGCAGAGGAUGUCGGCGGUCGUCCCUUUUGGCAUUCCUCGUAUGACUUCAGAAAAAACCACUCUCCAAGGGUACACCAUCCCUAAGGGCACUAUGAUCAUAGCCAAUCUCUGGGCAAUACACAGAGAUCCUGCCAUUUGGGAGAAUCCCAAAAACUUCUCUCCUGAGCGAUUUCUCGAUGAAGAAGGACAACUUAUCAAAAGGGAACACUUCAUUCCAUUUGGGAUUGGAAAGCGUGUAUGCAUGGGAGAGCAACUGGCAAAAAUGGAAUUAUUCCUCAUGUUUGUAAGCCUUAUGCAAAAUUUCAUCUUUACUUUCCCCAAAGAUGCCAAGAAACCUAUCAUGCCUGGGAAGUUUGGCCUGACUUUAUCACCACAUCCAUUUAAUGUAAUUGUUUCUAAAAGAUGAAGAAAGACCCACGUUCUGUUCUAAGACGGUCUAUUUAAAAACAAAAUCCUUCUGAAAUGCUGGUUCUUCCUUCUAUAGCUACAAGCAACCAUUCUGAGGUUCAAAAGUUCUGAUUUGAAGUCAAAGAGGGAAGAAGAAAGGUAAAAGGCAAGAGUGAGAACUUGCCUCUCAAAGAGAAUACCUGGCUCUUACCCCAACCCUCAUCAGUCCGGUGACUCGGAUUUGUAAAUUUACAUACUGAACUGGGAAAGAAAAAAACAUGGCUUUUAAUCUGAAUGUUUGAAACGAAUACUUCUAUCACCUCCUUGUGCCUCAGCUUUCCCACAUGAAAAAUGGGAAUAAACUUCUUACAGUCUAAAGAUUAAAGGUUUGUUUUUUGUUGAAAUAAACUUUUAGGACAGCAUAGCAAGCUUCUUGAGGGUCGGAGCCAAAGGUAGGGUGGUCAUAACAGAUGAUGAGCUGUUUUGGUCAUAACAGAUGAUGAGAGAUUUAUCCAAACUUGAUCCAAAUUUUUUGUCUCAGGAUCCCUUUUACACCUUUAAAAAAUGAUUGAGGAAUUCCCAAAGAGCUUUAGUUAUGUGGAUUAUAUCUGUCAAUAUUUACUACAUUAGAAAUGAAAACAUCCCUUUUACACCUUUAAAAAAUGAUUGAGGAAUUCCCAAAGAGCUUUAGUUAUGUGGAUUAUAUCUGUCAAUAUUUACUACAUUAGAAAUGAAAACAUGUUCAUAUUAUUGAUGAAAAUUAUUUUGACCUCAUGAAUCCCCUGAAAGGGCCUUGGAGACCUCAAGGGUUCCCCCCUAAGUAUACUUUUAAAACAAUUUCUUUAGCGUGUAAAAGUAAUUUUGGAUGGAGCUUAAAAAGCUUGGAGGUCCAUUGGCUACACUUUAGACUUCUCCAGUCUAUAAGGCCGCAAUUUAAAUCUGUGUAACUGCCUGGGAAUGCCCAGUGUAUACAUGAAAUGACAAGCUCAGUUAAAGAACUAAACUCCAUGCAUGUCACAGAAUUUUCCUUCCUUUUGGGGUUUUUCCUCUGUAACCUCUCAGUUUGGUUUUCUUCUUGAAGGAAGAGUCACCAGUUCUAGUGUCAGAUUUUCCCCAUACUAGCGCCAUUUUCUUUUUCUCUUUGACUCCUUCCAAUGCACUCAACCUAAAUACCUUCAAAGGCUAAAAUCAAACAAUCCCCCCCCCCCCCCAAAGCAUUCCCAUUUUGCCUUCCUGGAAGCUGGCAAUUGGUACAGAAAAUGUCAUGUUCUAAAAGAACCCAGAUGAAGGAUUCCUAACCCACGGUCUGCCAAUGUGAAUGGGCAAGAAACAUUACAUCUUUAUUUAUCUAACCUUGGUUAUCCUUUGUAGUUGAUUUUAGGUACUUAAAACUAUUAUUUUGAGAAGUUGUGGAAAGACUUCACCAGGCUACCAUCACACCAAAAAAACAUUAAGAACUUCUGAGGUAGAUGGACUUAUUUGCAUUUAGUACUUAAAAAAAAUUAAAUCCAUACCUUCCAUCUUAGAAUCAACACUCUGUAUUGGUUCCAAGGGAGAAAAGCAGUAAAGGCUAGGCAAUGAGGGUUAAGUGACCUGCCCAGGGCCACACACAGCUAGGAAGUGUCUGAGAUUUGAAGCCAGGACCUCCCAUCUCUAGGCCUUGCUCUCAGUCCAUUGAGCCACCUGACUGGCUCCCAAUCUUUUUUUUUUUAAACCUUUCUCUUCCCUCUUAGAACUGUUACUGAGUGUCCCAGAUUUAAAGGCUAGGCAGUUGAGGUGAAGUAACUCACCUAAGGUGUCACAACCAGGAAUUACCUGAGGCCAAUAUUUAGUUCUUUUUGUUGAAUUCAAUAAAAUGGCUAAUUUUUUUUGAUGCAUCUACUUGGGAAAGUAUGGUUUUAUUCUAGUCUGUCAGCCUAGGUGGUAAGCAAAAUCCUUAGGGUAAAAUGCCAGCAUUUCAUUUUCCAUUGUAGGAAAAAAAAAUAAUUUUGGAGGAUAUUUUCUAGACUUCGAUAAAAGAGAUGGAGUAUUUUUUCCCUUUUCCAUUGCAAGUGUAGGAAUGAAUAAAAGAAUAAGUAUAGGGGGUGGUUAGGGUUCAGCGCCCCCCCAGUCUAGAAAAUCGGUGUGCGAUUUUUUUGGCCCUCCUGACCAUAGAAAAAGUCAGAAUUUUUUCUUUACCUUAUUGUAAAUUUUGGGUUCAAUCUGCAUUUCUGAAUUUCUAAACGUUUCUCAGGUCUGCUAUGUUGUUUUUGAUUCCAAAAAAUUCCUACUUAACUCCACGAUGCAGUGAAACUGUGAUGGAGAAAGGCACUUUGUAGACGAAAGAAUUUGCUUCUUUGUACAAAGCAUCAUGCUAAGUGCUGUGUAGACACAUAAAGAAACAAGACAGCUCCUACCAUUCUAAUGAGCGAGACAACCAACAUGGAAGCUUUUGGCUCCUAGUCAGAUGGAUCUGUAGUGGACAGCAGUAAAGUCAGAUGGUAACUACUGAUAAUUAAUUGAUGACCUACUCGAUUUGGAAUGGUAAUCGUUCCUAUUUGUAUAGAUCUGUACUUUAUUUCCAUGCAUUCAGGACAUUUGCUAAGCUCUUAUCCUGUGCAUGAAGAGGGUCAUGCUACAGUGGAAGGAAAUCUGGAAGCCCUGGAGCCUUCUUUUGCCACACAUCGCUGCCCAUGUGGCCCUAGUUAAGUCCUCCAAGUUCUCACUGUCCCAGCCCUAGGGGACUCUCACCCAUCCUGCAUUGAGAGAGCCAGUGAGCUAGAGAAGCUCUCCCUGAGAUCUCAGGAGGAUUCAAUGUAUGCAUCCAAUUGCACUUUGAAAAAUGGGUUUAAAACUCAUUCUCUGCUUAUGUUUCUGCGCGUUUUUACUUUUCCUUCUGGAUGACAUUGGCAUGUGAAUUUUCAUUAUUACUAGCCAAAGACUUUUUUAGCCUACUUUAUAUUAUAUGCUGCUUUGUGUGACUUUGCUGGUCGGGGCAGAGGUGAAAUUUUUGUUAAAAGUUUCAUUUCUCAAACUAGGUCCUUUGAAAAACGUAUUUGUAGAAGAAUUUGCUUAAAGAAUUUGUAAAGCAUAUUUUUUGCAUCGUCUUUGUAAAAGGGAAGCAUUUUAGGGUUUGUUUGAAUUCUAAAAUAAAUCACAAUUUCGCUUUGUCA
Messenger RNA from Monodelphis domestica (gray short-tailed opossum), 5011 nucleotides. RefSeq names its product cytochrome P450 family 2 subfamily U member 1 (gene CYP2U1). Gene Ontology annotation, molecular function: oxidoreductase activity, acting on paired donors, with incorporation or reduction of molecular oxygen, reduced flavin or flavoprotein as one donor, and incorporation of one atom of oxygen; iron ion binding; steroid hydroxylase activity. Gene Ontology annotation, cellular component: cytoplasm; intracellular membrane-bounded organelle. Gene Ontology annotation, biological process: xenobiotic metabolic process. NCBI's taxonomy places the organism in Eukaryota, Metazoa, Chordata, Mammalia, Didelphimorphia, Didelphidae. The record is from RefSeq and is a predicted model, not a curated record.